Messenger RNA from Pimephales promelas (fathead minnow), 1181 nucleotides. Its product is annotated as HLA class II histocompatibility antigen, DQ beta 1 chain. Gene Ontology annotation, cellular component: membrane; MHC class II protein complex. The record is from RefSeq and is a predicted model, not a curated record. Gene Ontology annotation, biological process: immune response; antigen processing and presentation. NCBI's taxonomy places the organism in Eukaryota, Metazoa, Chordata, Actinopteri, Cypriniformes, Leuciscidae.
CAUUUACUGUAACUGCUUUAGGACUCAUUCCAUCUCUCGAUGCCAGUAAAACAACACUGAAUGCGAAAUGCGGCAUAAUCUUGUGAUACACCUGGCCUUGUUGUUGCAUACUUUGUUUGAAACAGUUCAUGGACAUUAUGGAUUCGUCCUAUAUCUCUGCCGUGUACUUGGUUCUCUACAAAAUGUUGAGGUCAUCUACUCAAUAUAUUUUGACAAAACUGAAUUUCUGAGAUUUAACAGUACUGAAAAUAAAUUUGUUGGUUACACUGAAUAUGCGAUGAAAUGGGCCGAUGAUUUUAAUAAAAAACCUGAUUGGCUACAUAAGGAGUCAGAGAAAUCCAUUGCCGAUUGCAAGCUCUAUGGGCAAAUCCUCACUAUGUUCGAAAAAACAGUAAAACCACAAGUCAUCGUCAGGUCAGUAAGGCAGGCCAGUGGUAAAAGUCCAGCCAUGUUGAUCUGCAGUGCCUAUGACUUCUACCCCAAACCCAUUAAACUGACGUGGAUGAGGGAUGAUAAAGCGAUGACAGCUGAUGUGACCUCCACUGAGGAGCUGGCUGAUGGAGACUGGUACUACCAGAUUCACUCCCACCUGGAAUACUUUCCCAAACCCGGAGAGAAGAUCUCCUGUGUCGUGGAGCACGCCAGCUCUCAUAGACCCAUGGUCUAUCACUGGGAUUCAUCUCUGUCAGAGUCUGACAGGAAUAAGAUGAUAACUGGAGCUGCAGGUGUGGUUUUGGGGGUGAUCAUGGCAGCAGGAGGGCUGAUCUACUACAAAAGAAAACACACAGCACAUGUCAUAUCAGCUGGAAGUAAAUACAUUAGAUGCUCUGAACCGCUGUAGGACUCAGUGGCACAUCAGAGUGAACAUUGAGUAACAGUGUAUCAGCUUAUUAAAGACAUUGAAACCUUCCAUUAGAUCUUCAGAGGCAACAAACACAACCAGUUCGACUGCAAUGCCUGUUUACACAACUGUUUUAUUGAUUGAUCAAAGAGACAUUCUCAUGUGGUUUGCUCUAUAAUUGCACUUUUUGAUUUUGCAAAGGUUAAUUCAAAUGCAUCCAUGCAUGUUUUAUGUUGAUUUAUCGUUUACAACCUACACUCGUAGAAAAAAAAGGGUUCAUUGGGGUUCUUUAUAUGAAGCAUUACUCAACUCCAAAGAACCUUUUAUGCUAAAAAGGUUC